AUGACAUGUCAACGACAAAAUCUUGACAUGGGCGAAAGUCCUGAUCGUGAUCGCAGGUAUAAUAAUCUGAGUUGGGAGCAAGUUAAGAGCCUGGAUCACGUGCUGACAGAAGUGAUACCUAUUCAUGGAAGAGGUAAUUUUCCAACUCUAGAGGUGAAACCAAAAGACAUAAUUCAUGUCGUGAAAGAUCGCCUGGAAGAGAAAGGGAUUACAGUCCGUGAUAUUCGUCUCAAUGGCUCAACAGCAAGUCACAUCCUUGUGAAGCAAAAUGGAACCCGCUACAAAGACCUUGACAUUAUUUUUGGAGUAGAGUUACCCGGAGAAGAAGAGUUUCAGGUUGUGAAGAGGGUGGUUUUAGAUUGCCUUCUAGACUUCCUACCUCAAGGAGUGAAUACGAAAAAGAUCACAAGACUUACGUUAAAAGAGGCAUACGUUCAGAAAAUGGUCAAGGUUUCCAAUGAUUACGAUCGAUGGAGUCUCAUCUCUUUGUCAAAUAAUAGCGGGAAAAACGUUGAGCUAAAAUUUGUCAAUUCAUUAAGGCGGCAAUUUGAAUUUAGUGUCGACUCUUUCCAAAUAAUUCUGGACUCACUGCUGCUUCUCUUCAAUUGUUCUGAAGGUGCAAUGACAGAAGAAUCCCACCCAGAGGUGGUAGCAGAGAGCAUGUAUGGAGACUUUGAAGAAGCAAUGGAUCACCUAAAGUAUAAGCUAAUUGCAACAAGAAACCCAGAAGAAAUUCGCGGUGGUGGCUUGCUGAAAUACAGCAACCUCUUAGUUCGAGAAUUCAAACCAGCAUCUGAUGUAGAGAUCAAAAGCUUAGAGCGUUACAUGUGCUCAAGAUUUUUCAUUGACUUUCCAGACGUAUCUGAACAACAAAGGAAAAUUGAGUCCUAUCUGCAAUACCAUUUUAUUGGAGAAGAGAAAAGCAAGUAUGAUUACUUGAUGACUUUGCGUCGAAUUGUGAAUCAAAGCACAGUUUGCUUGAUGGGCCAUGAGAGAAGACAAACAUUGAAUAUGAUCACUCUUUUGGCUCUGAGAGUGCUUGGGGAGCAGAACAUCAUUCCAAAUGCUGCCAAUGUCACCUGCUUCUACCAGCCUGCACCUUACGUCAGUGACCGAAACUUCAGCAAUUAUUAUAUUGCACAAGGACAGCCACAAGUUCUGUUUCAGCCCUACCCACUACACAUCCAUAUGCAGCCUGGUCUUGUUUAGUACUACUGAGAAUGCACAUCUCAGAUUUUUAAACAAGACAUGUGUUUCGAGAUCCCCAGAGAUCUGAUGAAAGAAGCAGAUUGGAACUUAAUGAAUAAGCUGCUGUUUGCCAGUCAGAUCAGCUGUUCAGAUGUAUGCCCUAGUGAGGUAACUCACUUUUAAAUUGAUCUGCAAAUAAGAAAUGACCAAGUUGUCGGUGUGCCAUUUAGUUUCCAUAUGUAUUUAGUCAGCAAAGAUGAUCUCAGAACUGUGUAAACACUGACAUAUCUUUUAGCGUAGGGGGCAUAAAAGACAUUAAAAAGUUAAAAGUAAUGUAGAUGUAAUUAGUGUCACCAGAUGAAGUUGGAUAGUGUGAACGAUAAGCACUGUCUACUCAUGCUUUUGUGAUCAUAGUUAGAACUGAAAGUCACAUUCCUUAUUGAAGGCAUAAAACAAAGUUAAUCUGCUGUCAGGAUCUCACGUAGCAUAAUAAAACAACAAUUUAUAUUUAAAUUGUUCUGGAAACAUAACAGUUAAUUGCAACUAGAAAUGCAUGGGGAAAACAUUUUUGAAGUGUUUAAAUGAUUCUGUGACAAAGAAACAUUCAUUGACCAAAGAUUGUUUUGUAAAUAAUAUGUCACACAAGUGCCUAAACUGUGCAGAUAGAGUUAAUUAAA
Messenger RNA from Callorhinchus milii (elephant shark), 1865 nucleotides. Its product is annotated as terminal nucleotidyltransferase 5C-like. NCBI's taxonomy places the organism in Eukaryota, Metazoa, Chordata, Chondrichthyes, Chimaeriformes, Callorhinchidae. Gene Ontology annotation, molecular function: RNA binding; poly(A) RNA polymerase activity. The coding region runs from base 1 to 1209 and encodes 402 amino acids. The record is from RefSeq and is a predicted model, not a curated record. Gene Ontology annotation, biological process: mRNA stabilization. The transcript has 2 exons.